UACUUUUUUCUUCGAGUAUGGUGGAAGGUCCCGGUUGCAAGCUGAACGGCGAGAAGAUCAGCAGCCGAGUUGCCCCUGGCCAAGUCGUGAGGUGUCUGCGAGGAACCGCACUGAUUGCUGGAAAUAAGAAUUUGUGCCAAGGUUUCUUAAAGGUGCUUAAUGGAUGUGUGUACCGUGGCGUGGAAACUUUGGGGAAGGAACUUUUCAUGUACUUUGGAGAGAAAGCCUUAAGGAUCCACUUUGGCAUGAAUGGUUCUUUGCGUAUAAAUCCAGAUGCCAGCCAAAACAGAAGAGUAGCACUUGCAGUCUUAGAAAUACAAUUUACUACUGAUUUGAUUUGUUUCUGCGAUGCAACAGUAGAGCUUAGGAAUACUGUUGAAUGUGAACAAAAAAUUAGAAUGCUGGAAGAUUUAGAUGUUUGCUGUUCAAAAUUUAGCUUCCUAAGAGCAGAAAGUGAGAUUAAGAAGCAAAAGGGCCGUAUGUUAUGUGAUGUGUUGCUUGAUCAGGCAGUCCUACCCGGAGUGGGAAAUAUUAUAAAGAAUGAAGCACUUUAUGACAGUGGUCCGCAUCCAAUUGUUAAAGUUUGUCAAUGAACAGAUAAGCAAAUAUGCCACUUGGUGAAAAUGACGUGGGAUUUCUCACUCCUCUUUUAGAAGUGUCGCAAAAUGGGAUUGGCAUUAAGUAAACACUACAGAGUGUACAAACGCCCCACCUGCCGUGAGUGCAGGGAAAAGAUCACAGUAUGUCGAUUAGGAGAGAACAACAGAAUGACCUAUUUCUGCUCACAGUGUCAAAAGGACAAACCUCAGAAUGGGGAUUUGGGCAAACAUCCAAGAAAAAAUAGUUUAAGUGGCUGGCAAUUCAGCAGGGUGUCUUGUUCUAGAGAAGAAGUUGCUCAGAAGUCAGAAGAGGAGUGGGCCUGUAUACUCUGCACUCUAAUAAACAAGCCCUCUGUCAAAAUAUGUGAUGCAUGCCUGACUUCAAGGCCCGAAGUUCAAAAAAUUGAAAGUAAUAAAGGUUUAACAACAUGUAAUAGCUCCUUAGUCAAAUAUCCAUGUAAUAACUUCGGAAAAUCAAGAAUGGAAAUUAAGAUAAACAGGAAGACUGCAUUUGGGACAGCAACUCUGGUAUUGAUAGAUUUUGCUGGUAAAGACAUUCUACUAGGACGUAACAGAAGUGAAAGUCGAACUCCAGAUGGAGGCUGUCUGCAUGAUCCUUCAAGAAGCAAUUUUAACAGUACCUACCACUAUGAAGUAAAUUCAUCAAUACCUUUUCCCCAUCAAUAUAAUUCUUUAAAGCCAGCAUCAAAGAGACAGAAAAUUGAUUGUUCAACUUCAUCUGUUGGAAGCCUCACUGAGAAAUUUACAAACAGAGCACCUCCAGAUAAUAUGACAGAUGGCUCUUGCACAUUAAAUGCUGGCAGUCCUCGCUGCAGUAAACACAGUCGCUUCUGUGUUCUUCGCAUUGUGAGGAAGGACGGAGAAAACAAGGGCAGGCAAUUUUAUGCUUGUCCUUUGCCGAGAGAAGCCCGGUGUAACUAUUUUGAAUGGGCAGACCUGCAUUUUCCCUUCUGCAAUCAUGGGAAGCACUGCAUUAUGAGGACAGUGCUGAAGAUUGGCCCUAAUAAUGGAAAGAAUUUCUUUGUGUGUCCUCUUGGGAAGGAUAAACAGUGUGACUUCUUUCAGUGGGCUGAAAAUGGUCUAGGAAUGAAGAUUAUCCCAGGAUGCUGAGCUAUUCAUCUGCAAUAGACUAUCUGACAUUAAUCUUCUCAAACUGUGUGUGCUAUACUGCUCUUCUGUAGGAGAUAUUUUAGGAGGGUUAUGAUCAAGUGGCAUUUUGUGAUAAUCCAUCUGUAUUAUAUAUUUGAAGGUUCCUUCUUGU
This is a messenger RNA of Candoia aspera, 1881 nucleotides long. It is a transcript of the gene NEIL3, whose product is annotated as nei like DNA glycosylase 3. Gene Ontology annotation, biological process: base-excision repair. The transcript is spliced from 10 exons. The record is from RefSeq and is a predicted model, not a curated record. Lineage: Eukaryota; Metazoa; Chordata; Lepidosauria; Squamata; Candoiidae. Gene Ontology annotation, molecular function: zinc ion binding; DNA N-glycosylase activity; DNA-(apurinic or apyrimidinic site) endonuclease activity.